AUGGCGGGGUGCACGGCGCUGCUCACGUCCUCGGCGGACAGCCACCUGCCGCCCGCCCUGGGCCCCGCCUUCAUGGGCAGUCGCGCCCCCGUGUGGCACGGCUACCGGUCGCUCUACGACAAGGGCAGCCCCCUCGGCGGCGGCCUCUUCUUCCACGACUACCGCAACGAGGCCGUCACCAGGGCCACGAUGCCGCCCUACCUGUACGGCUGCGAGCGGACGCCCUACUCGGCGCGCCCGGACGUGGUGGCCGCCGACAGGGUGGGCAACUGGGAGCGCAUGCUGCACCAGAAGCGCACGCCCUGCUCGUGGAUCGCGCCGGCGCAGCGCGCGGAGACGGACACCUUCUACUCGUUGUGCCAACAGCAGCGCGACCAGCUCCGCGACCGCUCGGGCCGCCUGCACCCGUUGGACUUCUUCGACAUCGCCAAGACGCCUUUCCACUGCCCCGUCGACAUGUUCACGACGUACCAGCGCUACCCAGUCAUGUUCACCAAGUACCGCGCGCCGCAGUCGCAGCCCCUCUCCCUGGGACGGACGCUGGCCAUCCCGCCGCUGCCGGGCCGCUCACUCGUCGGCGACCACAACCAGUACUCGGACACGUGGUGGAAGGGCCAGGCCAAAGCCAUGUUCACCUGACUCGCCCGCCUCGCCGGACGCAGUAAAGCCGUUGUUUCGCCCUCCCCGCCUUUCGCUUUCAAGCUUUCCGUGGCGCUUUGACGGGACGCCCCAUGAGUGCGGGAGAGACAGAGCGACGAGAACGACUCUCAGAAUCAGGCUGCACCCACGCGGCGGGCAUCACAUCACCGGCCGCGAUCAGGCCGCCACACAACAGUCGGCUCGGUCAAGGCCUCGGCCUCCCCGCCUCCCCCUCGACGCGAUGCAGAGGUCCUGGGCCGUCCUGAUCUGUUGGCCGAGGCCUGCCGAGGCCUGGCCGAAGUCCUGUCCCGUUGAGCCUCCCGAGUCCCCGCUCCACUUAAGACCCUUGCAGCUCACGAGGAAUGAGGCGGACGAAGGCGAGCCGCGCGUCUGGCCGAGAACCACGACGACCACGACGAUGACGGUGGCGAACAACAAACAACAAACACAAGCGACGAUUACAUAAAGAAAUGGCAAAACUACCAGUUGACGAGAUAAUAAGCACAUUCUGAGACAAUCACGGCAAUAC
Molecule: messenger RNA, 1168 nt
Organism: Thrips palmi
Lineage: Eukaryota; Metazoa; Arthropoda; Insecta; Thysanoptera; Thripidae
Product: protein FAM166C A-like
Exons: 4
Coding region: 1-639 (212 amino acids)
Source: RefSeq, a predicted model, not a curated record